Molecule: messenger RNA, 828 nt
Organism: Hymenoscyphus albidus
Lineage: Eukaryota; Fungi; Ascomycota; Leotiomycetes; Helotiales; Helotiaceae
Source: the annotation of a GenBank genome assembly
UCAGCAAUCAUGUUUGCAAUCCUCCUUCUAGCACUAAUCUGCCACUUCCACGGAGCCUUUACCCUCCCUAAUCCGGCAGAGGUCAUACCUCGAGGUGUUUUCCCAGCGCCAUCCGAGAUCGAAGCUCGACAAGGUGGAUUCUAUUAUUCUUUCUGGUCCGAAGGAAGUGGUAGCUUCAGAUGCACCAACGGAGCAGCAGGCUCCUAUACUGCAACUUGGGGUGGUCAAGGUGGCGGAUUUGUGUGCGGAAAGGGAUGGAAUACAGGUGGAAACAGGUUUGCUUAUCCCUUUUCUACAAAUUCUCCUCCCUUUUGACAUAAUUCAGAGCAGUAAAAUACUCUGGUACCUAUACACCAACCGGGCCAGGUUACCUUGCUCUCUACGGCUGGACAACAAACCCUCUGAUCGAAUACUACAUCGUUGACUCUUAUGGGCUUCUCCUACCUGGUGAACCAUGGACUCCAAAGGGGAAUUUCAGUUUCGAAGAGGGCACGUAUCAGUUGUACCAGAGUACUAGGGUUAAUAAACCUAGUAUCGUUGGCACAGCAACCUUUCAACAGUACUGGAGUGUGAGAACGGAGAAGAGGGUUGGGGGUACGAUUACCACAGGGAAACAUUUUGAUGCUUGGAGCAAGGCAGGAAUGCGGUGUCAGUAGAUUCCCUCUCUUAUGUUUGAUGAAAGCCCUUGGUAGUAUUCGGGAAGAUUUUUGAGAUGUAUGCUAACUUCCUCCGGUAGUGGGUGGCCAUAAUUACAUGAUUAUAGCUACGGAGGGGUAUACGAAUGGCAAGAAUUAUAGUAGUGGAAGUUCUAGUAUUACAGUUUCCUGA